Molecule: messenger RNA, 1329 nt
Organism: Centruroides sculpturatus (bark scorpion)
Lineage: Eukaryota; Metazoa; Arthropoda; Arachnida; Scorpiones; Buthidae
Product: DNA excision repair protein ERCC-6-like
Exons: 5
Coding region: 1-603 (200 amino acids)
Molecular function (GO): DNA translocase activity
Source: RefSeq, a predicted model, not a curated record
AUGAUAAUUAUCUCUACAGAAUAUGAUCCCAGUUGGAAUCCGGCAACAGACGCUCAAGCUGUAGAUAGGGUGUGUAGAAUAGGACAAGACAAAUCUGUUGUGGUUUAUCGAUUGAUUACGUGUUCAACUGUAGAAGAGAAAAUUUAUAGAAGGCAGAUUUUUAAGGAUUCCAUUAAUCGUCAAACCACAGGAGGAAACAAGGAUCCACACAGGUACUUCACUAAACAAGAACUUCGGGAGUUAUUUAUUCUUGAAAAUCCUUAUCAUUCCACAACUCAAAUGCAGUUAGAACAAAUGCAUGCAAGCCAAAGAGUCACAGAUGUAGAUUUAGAUAGCCAUGUUGCAUUUCUUCACAGCCUUAAAAUAUUUGGAAUCAGUGACCAUGAUUUAAUGUUUAGUGGAAAUUUUUCGAAUAAAAGAGAUGAAGGACAAAUUCCAGAGGAUUACAUUCAACAAAGAGUUGAAAAAGCACAGAUGAUGCUCCAAAUUGAAUCUGCACAAACAAUGGAAGAUAUUGAAACUAAUAAAAUAUUUGCCAGGCCCUUUAAUGUUUCGCUUAACUCAAGAAAAACAAACAGCAUUGAUAAUUUAUUAUUAAUAUAAGUUUAAGAAAGAAUGAUGAAAACCAAUCCUCAAGGAAUUCCAUGUGUAAGAUAAAUGCUUGAAAUGUGAAAUCUGAUAUUUUCAUUAUAGAUUUGUCCACAAUGUUUACAUAUUUUGCAAAUAGAAAUUGUUUAAAUUUUUCUAGGAGCUAGCUAGUUUUGUCACCUUUGAAGUAGUCCCCUCCUGAGUUUAGGUACUAACUCCAGCUUUUUUCUGCCAUGAACUGAAUAAUUCUUUUGGAGUGCUGCACUAUUCUGCUAGUGAAUUUUCCUUAACGGCAUCAGUGGAUUCAAAAUGGUGACAUUUGAGAGUGGAUUUUAAUUUGGGAAACAAAAAGAAGUUUGCUGGAGCUUAGUCUGGUGAAUAGGGAAGUUGGGGAUCAAGUGACAUUGAGUUCUUGGCCAAAAACUAUUAUCAGCAGUGAUGUGUGGGUGGGUACAGUACAUUGUCAUGAUGCUCUUUUCUUCAAGCAGUUGGUCUUUUCUUCCUCAUUAUUUCACAAAGAUAUUUCAUCACUUUUGGAUAGUAUUCAUGGUGAAUGACACCUUCAGAAUCAAACAAAACAGUGAGCAAGACCUUCACAUUCAAUCAAACUUGUCACAACUUUUUGGGUUAUGGUGAAGAUUUUCCAUCCACUAUGAUGACUGACAUUUUGUUUCCACCUUGUAUCCAUAGGCACUAUCUUCAUCCUCAGUGAUGAUGAUUUUCAUCAGACCUAGCCCAUAU